CCAGGGGACCCCAAGGUGCCGGUCCUGUAUGAGGUGGAGCGGACCCGUACAGGGAAGAGCUUCUCUGUUCGUUCUGUAAAGGCCAUCCAGCACGGAAAGCCGAUCUUCACCUGCCAGGCCUCCUUCCAGCUCUCCCAGGAGAGCCCAGUGCAGCACCAGUUCACCAUGCCUGCUGUGCCACCCCCUGAGGAGCUACUGACACAAGAGGAGCUCAUCCAGAAGUUCCUGCAGAAUCCUAACUUGGCAGAGAGAUACAGAAAGCAUCUCAACAAGAUUCAAGCCGAAGAUGUGCCGAUUGAUAUCAAACCCGUGAACCCGCCAGAUAUAUUCUGCUCAGAGCCACAGGAACCAAAGCAACUCUUCUGGGUGCGAGCACGAGGCUACAUAGGAGAGACUGACAUGAAGGUGCACUGCUGCGUGGCCGCCUACAUUUCUGACUACGCCUUCCUGGGCACAGCCCUGCUCCCGCACCGGCAGUACCGCAUCAAGUUCAUGGUGUCCCUUGACCAUUCCAUGUGGUUCCACGCGUCCUUCCGAGCGGACCACUGGAUGCUGUACGAGUGCGAGAGCCCCUGGGCUGGCGGGUGUCGGGGACUGGUGCAGGGACGGCUGUGGCGCAGGGACGGGAUCCUGGCUGUCACCUGCGCGCAGGAAGGAGUCAUCAGGGUGGAGCAAACGCCAAACCAGAGCAAGCUCUAGCUGAGGAAGCCGGCAACAGUGGUUCUACCAACCCCC
This is a messenger RNA of Balearica regulorum gibbericeps (East African grey crowned-crane), 735 nucleotides long. Lineage: Eukaryota; Metazoa; Chordata; Aves; Gruiformes; Gruidae. The record is from RefSeq and is a predicted model, not a curated record.